AUGGCUUCAUUCACCAGGAUUUCAGAUCACGGUGAUACCGAGCACGGCGAAACUCGGCGGAGCUCUCGUAUCUCGAAAGCCUCGCUGAGAGAUGAUGCAGCCACUCUAGAUGAAUACGGCAAACUUGUGAAAUUUGUCUCGACCUACCGUGAAGCCGGAGCUGCACAGCCAGAGACUGACAAGGUGGAGGAGCGGCGUAUCUGGUAUGCCCCAUGGGAAAAACGCAAGAUCCGAGUCAAAGACGUCGAUGACCAAGCUGGCCAAUAUCCCGAAGAAUGGCUUAUUACAAAUAUUCGCGAGGGUCUCUCGACUGAAACGGUGCACCAACGCCGUCAUCGCUCGGGCUGGAAUGAACUGGUCUCGGAGAAGGAAAAUCCCAUUGCAAAGGUCCUGUCUUAUUUCCGUGGACCCAUUCUCUACGUCAUGGAACUCGCUGCGUUGCUGGCUGCUGGUCUGGAGGAUUGGGUUGACUUUGGUGUGAUCAUUGGCAUUCUUUGUCUGAAUGCCUCUGUUGGCUGGUAUCAAGAAAAGCAAGCUGCCGAUGUGGUCGCUAGCUUGAAAGGCGAUAUUGCCAUGCGUGCGAUUGUCGUUCGAGACAACUCUCAACAAGAAAUCUUGGCCCGUGAAUUGGUCCCGGGGGAUGUGAUCGUCGUCGGAGAAGGUCAGGUGGUUCCAGCAGAUGCCAAAGUCAUCUGUGACUACAGUGAUUCCAAUGGCUGGGAGGAAUUCUGCCAACUUCAUGAACAGGGUAUUCUCAAUGGUGGGUCUGAUUCCGAAGACACUGACGAUGAGUCCAAGAAAGAAAAUGCAGACGAAAAUGCCAAGGAAGACCAGGGGCCGACGGAGGAUGGGAGCUCUGACGAGCCACAGCAGCACCGUCCCCGAAAGCGGGGGUAUCCUAUCCUCGCCUGUGACCACUCUGCCAUCACCGGUGAAUCUCUCGCGGUUGAUCGGUACAUGGGCGACAAAAUCUUCUACACAACUGGAUGCAAGCGAGGCAAGGCAUAUGCGGUGGUGCAGACUGGUGCAAAGACCUCCUUCGUUGGCCGGACUGCAAGCAUGGUCCAGUCUGCCAAGGGAGCAGGGCAUUUCGAAAUCGUCAUGGACAACAUCGGAACAGCUCUUCUCAUCCUUGUCAUGGCCUGGAUCCUGGCUGCUUGGAUUGGUGGGUUCUAUCGAAACAUUCCCAUCGCCUCUCCAGGCGAGCAGACCUUGCUCCACUACACGCUGUCUUUGCUGAUCAUUGGUGUCCCUGUCGGUCUUCCUGUCGUCACCACCACUACAAUGGCCGUGGGAGCUGCAUACCUUGCUAAAAAGAAAGCCAUUGUACAGAAGCUGACAGCAAUUGAGUCUCUUGCUGGAGUCGAUAUCCUCUGUUCCGAUAAGACCGGCACAUUGACCGCGAACAAAUUGAGUAUUCGAGAGCCGUUCGUAGCCGAGGGUGUCGAUGUUGAUUGGAUGUUCGCGGUUGCUGCCCUUGCAUCCUCGCACAACGUGGAGUUUCUCGAUCCAAUCGACAAGGUCACCAUUCUGAGUCUUCGUCAGUAUCCCAAAGCCAGAGACAUUCUUCGACGGGGAUGGAAAACAGAGAAAUUCACCCCAUUCGAUCCUGUAUCGAAGAGAAUUGUGACAGUUGCAACCUGUGAGGGGAUUCGAUACACAUGUACCAAGGGAGCUCCAAAAGCAGUGCUCCAGCUCACAAAAUGCCCCAAAGAACUGGCAAAUGUGUACAAGGCUAAAGCACAGGAAUUCGCUCACCGUGGCUUCCGCUCUUUGGGCGUGGCUGUUCAGAAAGAAGGGGAAGACUGGGCUCUACUGGGUAUGCUGCCUAUGUUUGACCCGCCACGAGAGGACACGGCGCAAACCAUCAGCGAAGCCCAGAACCUUGGAAUCAGCGUUAAGAUGCUCACUGGUGAUGCGAUUGCUAUCGCCAAGGAAACUUGCAAGAUGUUGAACCUCGGGACCAAAGUCUACAAUUCUGACAAGCUUAUUCAUGGAGGCCUGAGUGGUGUGAUGGCUGGAGACUUAGUGGAAAAAGCAGAUGGCUUUGCAGAAGUGUUUCCAGAGCACAAAUACCAGGUUGUUCAAUUGCUUCAGGAACGUGGCCAUCUGACUGCGAUGACCGGUGAUGGUGUAAAUGACGCGCCCUCGCUGAAGAAAGCUGAUUGUGGAAUUGCAGUUGAAGGAGCUUCAGAGGCCGCUCAGUCUGCCUCGGAUAUUGUGUUUUUGGAGCCUGGUCUAUCGACAAUUAUCGACUCAAUCAAAGUUGCCCGCCAGAUCUUCCACCGGAUGAAGGCCUAUAUCCAGUAUCGGAUUGCCCUCUGCUUGCACCUGGAAAUCUACCUCGUGACUGCGAUGAUUAUCCUGAAUGAGAGCAUUCGCGUCGAAUUGGUCGUUUUUCUGGCAUUAUUUGCAGACCUGGCAACAGUUGCAGUUGCCUAUGAUCACGCCUCGUUCGAAUUACGCCCCGUAGAAUGGCAACUCCCUAAAAUUUGGGUCAUCUCUGUGCUUCUCGGCGUGUUGCUUGCUAUGGGCACCUGGGUCGUUCGCGCCUCAAUGUUCCUCCCAUCCGGCGGAGUGAUUCAGAACUGGGGCUCCAUCCAGGAGGUUGUCUUCCUGCAAGUCGCCUUGACGGAGAACUGGCUGAUAUUCGUGACUCGCGGGAUCGACACCUGGCCAUCCAUUCAAUUGGUAUCUGCAAUUCUGGGCGUAGACAUCUUGGCCACUGUCUUUUGUCUAUUUGGCUGGUUCACAAACGAGAAUAUGAUCACCGAUCCCCGCGAAAGCUUCAUCGAGACCAAGGAUGGAUGGACUGAUAUCGUGACCGUGGUGCGCAUUUGGGGCUACUCGCUUGGCGUCGAGAUCGUUAUCGCACUGGUAUAUUUCAUCCUCAACAAGAUCACCUGGCUGGAUAAUCUGGGUCGCGCGAAACGCAGCAAGGGCGAUAUCAAGGUCGAAAACGUUCUUGGCCACCUCGCUCGACUUACCAUUGAGUAUGAAGAGCCAGGGAAGCCGAAAGGUCGGUUCUUCUUGUCUGCCAGCAAGGAAGAAGAGGAGAUGGAGUAA
Messenger RNA from Penicillium oxalicum, 3066 nucleotides. RefSeq names its product putative plasma membrane H(+)ATPase. Gene Ontology annotation, cellular component: plasma membrane. Gene Ontology annotation, molecular function: ATP binding; ATP hydrolysis activity; P-type proton-exporting transporter activity. Gene Ontology annotation, biological process: regulation of intracellular pH; proton export across plasma membrane. Bases 1 to 3066 code for a protein of 1021 amino acids. The record is from RefSeq and is a predicted model, not a curated record. NCBI's taxonomy places the organism in Eukaryota, Fungi, Ascomycota, Eurotiomycetes, Eurotiales, Aspergillaceae. The transcript has 4 exons.